AUGUGGGGGUACGAGGAGUUCCCAGUGCUUAACGGCAACCUUACUCUCCGGCGUAACCCUCACCCCCCGCCGGAGGGUCUCCGCCGGAGUCAAGCCCUUCAUCCCGCUCGGAGCUCAGGUCGCUCCAUCUCCGAUCCGGCUACCGAAGAGGGGCUUCCCGAUGCCCUCGCCCGAGAAGAAAACAUGGAUUAUCCACAGGAAAGCUUCGUUGCAACAACUUUCAAGCCGGAGUCUUUUUGGGCACGUCGUCGCGAGGUCGUUCGAGCCCGAACGCUUCGGCACCAGCUUCAGAUGCUGAAACGAACGGGUCGAUAUGACGCAUUCAAGCUCAAAUGGCAUCCGUGCUAUUCGGAUCCCCCCACGAUCUAUCCCAUACCCAAUCACCAAUUCUGGGACUCCGACGUGGCAAAAUGGAUUGAGGGCGCUUGUUAUUUGCUAGUAGAUCGCUAUGAGGCAGAGAUUGACCUGGCCGUCCAAGAACUGGUUCAGAUGAUUCGUGAGGCCCAGUAUCCAGACGGUUAUCUGAAUAUUCACUAUUCUGUAGUCGAGCCGGGGAAGCGCUUUACCAAUCUGAGAGAUAUGCACGAAUUGUACAAUGCAGGUCAUCUGAUUGAAGGGGCACUCGCUCAUCGGCUCUACUACAAGAAUGACGAGAUGAUGAGUCCCAUUCUCAAAUACGUCGAUCUACUUUCAGCUACUUUGGGUGACCAGGAAGACCAGAUCCCCGGCUAUCCCGGUCACCCGGAGAUUGAACUCGCACUUUUACGUCUUCACAAGGUGACAAGUGAUCCAAAGCAUCUAAGACUGGCCCAGUUUUUCGUUGAGGAGCGAGGAAAUGGAAGUGGAGGGAAAGAAAAAAGACACUACUACGAUGUUGAAGCAGAGGCCAGAGGGGAAAGCGAGCAUGACCUACCCAUGUACUAUCCUGCUGCAAGAAGCUAUUGGUAUCAACAAGCCCAUCUACCGAUCGCGGACCAGAGGACCGUUGAGGGACAUUCAGUGCGAGCGAUGUACCUUCUCACUGCAGUUGCCGACCUAGUUCGAAUCAGACACCCUGAGAGUAGCUUCGGUGCUAAGUACUUGUCUGCUCUGCAUCGAUUAUGGUCAAACAUGGUCGAGAAGAAGUCCUAUGUGACCGGUGGCAUUGGAGCCAUGAAACAAUGGGAAGGCUUUGGUAUCGAUUACUUUCUACCCCAUAGUACAGACGAGGGGGGCUGCUAUGCAGAGACCUGUGCAGCAAUUGGUGUUAUGAUGCUUGCCGAACGCUUGCUACAGGUGGAACUAAGUGGCCACUAUGCAGAUAUCAUGGAACUUUGCUUAUACAAUGCAAUUUUGACUGGCAUGAGUCUGGAUGGAAAGGCAUUCACAUAUGUGAAUCAGUUGGCUUCUUCUUGUCAGGAUCUUUCAGAGCGACACGAGUGGUUUGAAUGUGCUUGCUGUCCACCGAAUGUUACUCGAACCUUAGGCUUUCUUGGGGGUUAUAUCUGGAGCCAUACGGUGAGGGACAAUAUUGCCGUGGUGAAUGUGCAUAUGUACACUUCGGCUACUCUUGCUCUUCAGGUCGGCGGUUCGAAAGUUGAAAUAACACAGAAAACGCACUGGCCGUGGGAUGGCGAUGUAGAAUUUGAUAUACGUGCAGAUCACCCACCACUAGACAUUCAGCUACGAUUGCGGAUUCCUGGAUGGGUGAAAGCAUGGGAGGUUAGACUCACGUUACCUGCUGAUCCUUCAGUGCUGACUUGGAUUGAGUCAGAUUACACCCCGCCCUGA
Penicillium maclennaniae is the source of this 1770-nucleotide messenger RNA. RefSeq names its product glycoside hydrolase family 127 protein. The record is from RefSeq and is a predicted model, not a curated record. The transcript is spliced from 6 exons. The coding region runs from base 1 to 1770 and encodes 589 amino acids. Gene Ontology annotation, biological process: carbohydrate metabolic process. Lineage: Eukaryota; Fungi; Ascomycota; Eurotiomycetes; Eurotiales; Aspergillaceae.